ACAAUUGAAUAUAAGAAGUCUCUAAUCUUCCAACAAUAGAAGCAUUACAUUUAAUUUUCUUGUAGUUGUAUAGAGGGCUAUUGCGUUUGACAUUCGUUUCACAUUGUACAAAAAUGUUUAUGUGCAGUAUAUAUUUUCAAAGUUUUACAAAUCAUGUAUAACAUGUGAAUAAAAUGAAUUUUUAUGUUCUUAAUAUGAUAGUUUGUUUAUAUAGGUGAACUUCUUAAUAGUUACCUAUAAAUUCAGUAAAGUAUUUUCAAAAGUAUUGUGAAGUAGUAAACUUAACCUCGAAAUUUAAUAAGAGACAAAAAACAUUAAUCAAAAAUUAUAAAAACUUAAUGUAUUCUUUAUAAAAUAAAACUAGAAUCAUUUAUAGAGUUGAUGUACAAAUCUUCAAAAUGAGAAGCCGUAGUAAUUCUGGUGUUCGUUUAGAUUAUUAUCAGCGGAUUGUUCAUAAAAUUAUUAUGAAACAUCAAAAUGCAGUAACAGGACUCUUUCCUGCUAGUCCUGAUAAUGAUCAUGCAUGGGUCCGUGACAAUAUAUAUUGCAUACUUGCAGUAUGGGGCCUUUCAAUGGCAUAUAAAAAAAUAGCUGAUGCAGAUGAAGAUAGAGCCAAAACAUAUGAACUUGAACAGAGUUGUGUAAAGUUAAUGAGAGGUCUAUUGAUGGCAAUGAUGCAACAGAAAGAAAAAGUUGAACAAUUUAAAUCUACUCAAAAUCCACAUGAUUCUUUACAUGCCAAAUAUAGUUCGGUUAGUGGACAAACUGUUGUAGGUGACGCGGAAUGGGGUCAUCUUCAAAUAGAUGCAAUUUCUCUGUAUUUGUUGAUUUUAGCACAAAUGACAGCAUCAGGUUUACAAAUUGUUUUCAAUUUAGACGAGGUUGCAUUCAUUCAAAAUUUAGUAUUUUAUAUCGAAUCAGCCUAUUGUACUCCUGAUUAUGGUAUUUGGGAGAGAGGCGAUAAAACUAAUCAUGGAUUACCAGAAUUAAAUGCUAGCAGUAUUGGAAUGGCGAAAGCUGCAAUGGAGGCAAUGAAUGAACUGGAUUUAUUUGGUGCAAGAGGUGGACCUACCUCUGUAAUUCAUAUAUUGGCAGAUGAGGCACAGAAGUGCCAGGCAGUUUUACAAUCCAUGUUGCCUCGUGAAUCUAAUUCUAAAGAAUUAGAUAGUGGAUUAUUAUCCGUUAUAAGCUUCCCAGCAUUUGCUGUAGAUGAGCCUAGUUUAAUUCAGUUAACAAGAGAUGCUAUUACUAAGAAACUACAAGGACGUUAUGGAUGUAAGAGGUUUUUGAGAGAUGGAUAUAAAACUCCAAAAGAAGAUCCCAAUAGACUUUAUUAUGAACCAUGGGAAUUACGUAUGUUUGAAAACAUAGAAUGCGAAUGGCCUUUGUUUUUUUGUUAUUUGAUCGUGGAUUACUGUUUCCAAGGCAAUAAGGAAGUGGUAGCAGAGUAUUCAAAGCAAUUAGAUGAAAUAAUGAUCAAAACAGAUGAUGGGAUGAAGUUAGUACCUGAAUUAUAUUCUGUAGAACCUGCAAAUGUAUCAGCAGAAUAUGCUGACCCAGGCAGCCAAAAACGAAUUGCGUUAGGUCGAUGUCCAUUUAUGUGGGCUCAAUCCCUUUAUAUAUUAGGAAAAUUACUACAAGAAGGUUUUCUUGCUGUGGGAGAAUUAGAUCCACUAAAUAGACGUUUAUGUAGUGAAAAAAAGCCAGAUGUUGUAGUACAAGUUGUUAUAUUAGCAGAAGACUCUGAAAUCAGAGAAAAAAUAGCUCAGCAUGAUAUUCAUGUUCAAACAAUUGCAGAAGUUUCUCCCAUAGAAGUGCAACCAGCAAAAGUACUUAGUCAUUUAUAUACUUAUUUGGGUCGAAAUAAAAAGUUGGGAUUGUCAGGACGUAAAUCAAGAGAUGUAGGAAUCUUAAGCACCAGUAAAUUAUAUUCCCUACAUGAUAAAAUAUUUGCAUUCACACCACAGAACUUUGAUGCGGAGGAGUACUACACGACAAACGAUGCAGCCCUCCUUGCCAACACUUUUACAACCAACUUGGCCUUCCUCACCAUCAACUGGAAGCAAAUGCUCGGCAGGCCAACUAUAACACUAGUUGCCACUCAUAAUCAUCUAGAUCAAGGAAAGAUACCAUUGGCAAUGAUAACUACCAUGAAAAAAUUAAAGAGUGGUUAUAUCAAUGGUACACGAGUUUCAUUGGGAAAUUUAAGUGACUUUUUAAGCACUUCUUGCAUUACAAAUUUAAGUUUCUUAGGAAGUUCUGAAGAUGGUAAACCAGAUAAACUAAAUCCUCAGGUUCAACAAUAUUUAGAAGAACAUUUGAUGCGUGCAUUUCCUCAUCGCACUGGUCUUCUCAAUAGACCAGUCAUUCGAACAGGAAAGAAUUUGAAGCGCAGAAUGUCUGUGAAAGGUGCCAUAAAGAAAACAAGAUCAAUUGCUGUGGAACCUGAAAUUCUUGGAAUGGCAGGAGAAGAUAGAAGACCUUCCACUAUUUUAAAUACAAAUCCAUUUAUUGAAGUGACAGAUACAACGUUAACUCCAAAUACUGCACCACUAGCUACCGUGGAUCGCACCCCAUCUCCUACGGAUGACAUAUUAUCUUGGACCAAUUCACCAAAACUACAUAGACACAGAGGCAUAGGUGAAACUCAAUAUGCAGAUACUGAAGUUGAAGAAUUAUUAUCUAUGCUUCGAGAAACUGAAAGUUUGGAAGAGCAAGGAGAUAUCUUACAGUAUCUUGUUGAUUCGCAAGGUCUGUACUUCAACACUGGCAUGGUAGAAGAGGGUCAUCCUGUACUGAUAAAAGAUUUAUUGAAAGACCUUUAUGAAAAAGCCUGUCAACAAAAAAUGUGGGGAAUUGUACGUCAUACUGCUGGUAUGCUAGGAAAACGGGUUGAAGAUCUAGCCAAAGCAGUCACUGAUUUGUUAGUACGUCAAAAGCAAGUCACAGUUGGAAUGCCACCAACCAACGAACACACUAUUGUUGCUCCAUUACCAGAAAAUGAACUACGGGCAUUAAUUCACCAAGCAUACGGGGAUGAUGAAUCUACUGCUAUGUUAACACAAGAAUUGCUUGUUUAUUUAGCAAUGUUCAUCCGAACGGAACCACAAUUAUUUCAUGAGAUGCUUAGACUUAGAAUAGGUUUAAUUAUACAAGUUAUGGCUACGGAAUUAUCAAGAACUUUGAUAUGUACUGGAGAAGAAGCAUCUGAACAUUUACUGAAUUUAUCACCGUUUGAGAUGAAGAAUCUUUUACACCAUAUUAUGAGCGGAAAAGAAUUUGCAAUCAGUAGUGUUGGUCGAGGUAAUUUCUCUGUAAUCAGUUGUAAAUCUAGCAGAGUUAGCAAGAAAUCACAAAUUGGAGGUUUCUUAACUGCUGAUCAAGUUGAUGGCGGAGAAGCAGAACCUGAUCGACAAGGUCAGUGGUUACGUCGACGAAGAUUGGAUGGUGCAUUAAAUCGAGUACCGCGAGAUUUUUAUCCCCGAGUAUGGCAAGUUCUGGAACGGUGCCAAGGUUUAGCAAUCGAAGGUAGAGUUCUGCCUCAAAAUCUAACACAGGAGAUGACACCUGGAGAAUUAAAAUUUGCAUUAGCAGUAGAAACUGUUCUAAAUACUAUACCGCAACCAGAGUAUCGUCAGUUGAUAGUUGAAGCUUUGAUGGUGUUAACCUUGGUAACUGAAUAUAAUGUAGUAGCUUCCUUAGGUGGACUCAUCGCUGUUGAACAAUUAGUUCACAAAGCUAAUGCUAUCUUCUUAGAUGAUCAGAUGAAAAUUGAUGGCGACGCGACCCUUUGUUGUGCUAAACCAAAAGAGCAACGAGAAACCACUGCGAUGGGAACCCUUCUUUGUGGUGGAGCAGCAUAUGUUUGUCAACACUUCUAUGACAGUGCUCCGAGCGGUAGUUUUGGAACAAUGACAUACAUUACAAGAGCCAUCGCUUCUUUAUUAAACUGUUUACCAAAGGAUGGUGAUAUAGAAUGUUCAAUAUCAUAAUUAUUUAUUUUUCUAGACAUCAAUUUUAAUUAUACUUAGAAGUGUUCUCGUAAAUCAUACCAUUAUUAACAAUUGAUUGGUAUAUCGAUCAUUAAAAAUCAUGUGACAAAUGCAACAAUAUAUAUGUAUUACUCGGGUUUUGAACUACUAAAAGGAUUCCACUUUAAGCUCCAAGUCGUUGAUCUGCAAAAAUAAGUUGCCAUGAAAUUAUACAAUUUUGUGUAAUUUAUUAAUUAUAUAGAUAAAUAAAUAAAUACAUACUCA
Megachile rotundata (alfalfa leafcutting bee) is the source of this 4256-nucleotide messenger RNA. Its product is annotated as putative phosphorylase b kinase regulatory subunit alpha. Gene Ontology annotation, cellular component: phosphorylase kinase complex. Gene Ontology annotation, biological process: glycogen metabolic process. Gene Ontology annotation, molecular function: calmodulin binding. Lineage: Eukaryota; Metazoa; Arthropoda; Insecta; Hymenoptera; Megachilidae. The record is from RefSeq and is a predicted model, not a curated record.